Molecule: messenger RNA, 2326 nt
Organism: Drosophila ananassae
Lineage: Eukaryota; Metazoa; Arthropoda; Insecta; Diptera; Drosophilidae
Product: NADP-dependent malic enzyme
Exons: 4
Coding region: 133-1956 (607 amino acids)
Biological process (GO): pyruvate metabolic process; malate metabolic process
Cellular component (GO): mitochondrion
Molecular function (GO): malate dehydrogenase (decarboxylating) (NADP+) activity; malate dehydrogenase (decarboxylating) (NAD+) activity; NAD binding
Source: RefSeq, a predicted model, not a curated record
UCAUUAAAAGGGGGCACACAGUACUGACACAAGUGGCUAUGAUUCGGAUAUCAUUUUAAAACAGAUAAACAUUUGUAACAAAUUUCGGUUUCACUGAAAAACCCAAAUUGUAGUCAGUUUGAGCACAGAAACAUGAACUACUGGAGGAUUUUAAUUCACCCUCGGUUGACGCGGAUGAAGUCCGAGAACAACACCCCAAAAGCAUGCCGACCCCAAAACCGGAUGUCCUGCACUCAGGACGUAGUUAAGACCCCAACUAGCAUAGUUUUCAGCAACAAAUACAACAAGUUCAUGGGCUUCACGCUGGAGGAGCGGCAACGCUUAAAUAUUCACGGACUGCUACCCGUCUGUGUCCGGUCACCGCAAGAUCAAAUGUAUGUGUUUGAGUCGAACUUCCGAUCCAUCAAUACAAAUAUAGGUAAAUAUCAGUAUUUGAGGAUUAUGCGACAGAGUUUUGAGAGGCUCUACUUCAAGUUUGUCUCGGAACACGUGACGGAGGUACUGCCCAUCAUUUACACACCCACCGUGGGCAUGGCCUGCAUGGUCUAUGGGAUGUUGUACCGCGGCAUGAGCGGGGUCUACAUAACCAAAUACGAUCGUGGCCAUAUGGUGGAUGUCCUGAAGAACUGGCCAGACAGUAAGAAUGUCAAGGCCGUCUGCGUGACGGACGGCCAGCGAAUUUUGGGGCUGGGUGAUCUGGGCGCCAAUGGCAUGGGUAUUUGUGUGGGAAAAAUGGAACUGUAUACGGCGUUGGGAGGCAUUUCACCAGCCAAGUGUCUUCCGGUGUGCCUGGACAUCGGCACUACCAAUAAAAAUCUCCGCGACGACCCCAUGUACAUUGGCCUGCGGGAGGAUCGAAUUACUGGCAAGGAGUACGAGGACUUUGUCGAGGAGUUCAUCCAAUCUGCACUGAAGGCGUUCGGUUGCCAAACUCUCAUCCAUUUUGAGGACUUUGCCACACCGAACGCCUUUAAGUUUCUGGAAAAGUAUCAGGAUCAAUGUUGCUACUUCAAUGACGAUAUCCAGGGAACGGCAGCAGUGGGCCUUGCCGGACUGCUGGGCAUUCAAAGGAUAACUAAAAUAGAGCUACAGGACCAUGUUAUACUCUUUUGUGGGGCGGGCAGUGCCAUGAUGGGAUUGACGGCACUCCUGAAGAAGGAAUUACAAUCCAGAGGUCUCAGCGAUGAAGAGCUUACCAAGAACCUCUACGUCUACGAUGCAAAGGGCCUGAUAACCAAGAGUAGUCAGGAAAUUCCAGGUAAUAUCGCUGACUUCGCCAAGGAUAUGCCUCCCAUAAAGUCUUUGGAGGAGGUGGUGGAGAAGAUCAAGCCCUCUAUUAUAAUGGGAGCCACAUCAGCAGCGGGGCUAUUCACCGAAAAGAUUCUGCGUACUAUGGCAGCGAGUCACGAGCGUCCGGGGGUAUUUGCCUUUUCCAAUCCCACCAACAAGGCCGAGUGCACAGCCGAACAGGCCUAUAAGUUUACAGACGGCCGAGCCAUCUAUUCGGCAGGAUCACCUUUUCCUCCAGUCGAAUUCAAUGGGAAGCGUCUGACUCCUGGCCAGGCCAACAACUGUUUCGCCUUUCCCGGCAUAGUUCUGGGCGUGAUGACUGCCCUUGCAGUGACAGUUCCCGAUGAAGUCUACCUGGUCACUGCCCACACCCUGUCCAAUGUUCCCAGCAAAGAGGACCUGGCCAGCGGAAAGAUCUACCCGAAUAUAGCCUGCGCCAAGGAUGUGGCCCUGGAGAUCGCCGUAAAUGUUUGCCAAUAUCUGUUCGACAAUGAAAUAUCCUCAGACCUGGCCCAAUUGACUCCAGUGCCGGACGACAUUCGGGAGUACAUUUUGAAGAAUGAAUACCAGCUUGACUUCAGCAGCUCAACGACCGAGACGUGGGACUAUCCGGAAAUGAAACCCAAUCCCAAGCCCAAUCCAACCAAGGAACAAAAACAGAAGUAGGCUUUCAGUUUUAUUCAAUUUUUUGUUUUAGUAAUUUCGGUGGAAUUGUUCCAAAUUUUAUUCGUCAAAAUUCUGAGUCUUUAGUUAAUUUCUGCUCCUUGGAUGACCAUGCAAUUGCGAAAAAUGAAGCCCUAUUUACAGUCCCUUCUGCGAGUCGCGCCCCGUCCGAUAAUCACAUUGUUCCGAGAUCUGAGCCGGUUUGACGACGAGACGAGACAGAGGGCGCGUCUGGAAUGGCGCGUCAUCGCAGACGGCGAGGUUAACAAGGUGAGGAUGUCCCGUUGAGGCCAACUAUCCAUACUCGCAUUGGCAUUGUUUGUUUCUGACAUGUAUUCGAUUGCUUGGCAAUAUAGUAAACCGUUUAACCAGA